CGCCCCAAGUCCUAAACCCGCUAAAACCAAAAUCACCUCUUUUACUUGCCCGCCUUUCCUGUGCUCCACUUUCUCCUUCCUUCCUCCCUGGUUGCUGCUCCUCUGAUCACUCAUGGCGUCUUCCGCUCUCGCUCCUCCUACUCCUCGUUCAGGGGGCAGUGGUGAAAUCCAGAGCAUGCGGAGCAGUGCCGCUUUUGGGACUUCCUGUGGAGGGGAUUUUGAUGUGCCAACUUCCCAUUUACAUACACAAUACAAGAAGAGAAGAAUCUCGCCUGACAGGGAAUUGAGAGAGGCAGAAGCCUUAUUGCCCAUUUUAACCGCACCAGAUUACUACAUUAAGCCUUGUUUGGCUGAUUUGGCCGCUAGGGAAAUUUCAGAUCCUGGUUAUUGCAGUCGAGUUCCGGAUUUCACGGUUGGGAGGUUUGGUUAUGGUUGUGUCAAGUUUCUGGGGCAGACUGAUGUUAGGUUGUUGGAAGUUGAUCACAUUGUGAAGUUGUACAGGCAUGAAAUUGUUGUAUAUGGGGAUGAAAGUGUUAAGCCUGCAGUUGGUCAGGGGCUCAACAAGCCUGCUGAAGUAACUCUGAAUUUGAAAGUUAGACCUUUACACCCAAAUAAGGAACAGCUUCAAGAUCUUGUGGAGAAAUUGAGAAAGAGCAUGGAGAGGCAAGGAGCCCGCUUCAUUUCGUUUGACCCCACGAAUGGUGACUGGAGGUUUUCGGUCCAACAUUUUAGUCGUUUUGGAUUGACCGAAGAUGAUGAAGAAGACAUCACAAUGGAUGAUGUUGAGGAAGUUAGUGAUCCUUCCAGGGUGAAUAAAGAUGCAGAGAUUCUUGAGGAAAAUGGGGAAGCCGAAGAGGAAAUUGAGCCUACAGGGCCUAUGCUUUAUCACUCUCUUCCAGCGCAUCUUGGCCUUGACCCUAGAAAGAUGAAAGAGAUGAAGAUGUUGAUGUUUCCAUCUGAGGAUGAGGAUGGGGUUGAAAAUUUGAAUGAUCUCUCUUAUCCCAAGAUGUCCAGAAGUAAAGAGCACAUGAAGCGUUCUUUGCUGAAUGCCUCGGAGAGGAUGCCUCGCAGAUCUAGUCCGCCUGCAGUGAGGAAAACACCAUUGGCUUUGCUCGAGUACAAUCCUGAUGUUGUUGACUCUACUUCUCCUGGAAAUAUAUUGAUGGCCCAACAAAAGAUGGCAUUUCCUUUAAACCCAGUUAGAGGGGAUGGCUUCAAGCUCAAAUUGGACCGCCAGACACCAGUAACUGGAAGCCAUUCUCGCAACAUAGUUGAUGCUGGGUUAUUCAUGGGCAAAUCAUUCCGUGUCGGAUGGGGUCCAAAUGGUGUUCUUCUUCAUUCUGGUGCCCCUGUAAGUAGUAGCAGCUCUGAAAGAUGGUUAUCUUCUGUCAUAAACGUCGAGAAAGUUAGCAUUGACAAAGUGGUUAGCGAUGAAAAUGAUAAAACCAGAAAGGAACUUGUUGACUGUGCUUUUGAUGCCCCUUUCAACCUCCACAAAUCGUUAAAUCGUGACAUCAAACAAGUUCAUGUAGGUUCAUUUACACUGAAACUUCAGAAGGUGAUUACUAAUCGGCUGGCUCUUGCUGAAAUUUGUCGGAAUUAUAUAGAUAUAAUUGAGAGACAGCUGGAGGUUCCUGGAUUGUCUUCAUCCUCACGUCUGGUUUUGAUGCACCAAGUCCUGAUCUGGGAAUUGGUUAAAGUUCUUUUCUCUGUAAGGGAAAAUGUUGGCCGACCAAAUUCUUUAGGUGCUGACAAUGAGGAAGACAUGAUGCCAGAUGUUAAAGAAGGGUCUCCAGAAAUUGACGAGGAAUCACUUCCUCUUAUUAGGAGAGCAGAGUUCAGUUGUUGGUUGCAAGAAAGUGUAUGUCAUCGUGUUCAAGAGGAUCUGAGCUCUUUGGAUGAAUCCAGUUAUCUCGAACAAAUCUUCAUACUCCUUACUGGGAGGCAGCUGGAUGCAGCGGUCGAAAUGGCUGUUUCUAGAGGAGAUGUCAGAUUGGCGUGUUUGCUUAGUCAGGCUGGUGGAUCAACUGUUAAUCGUGCUGAUGUUGCACGACAACUUGAUCUUUGGAGGGCCAAUGGACUAGAUUUCAAUUUUGUUGAGAAAGAGAGGACAAGGAUCUAUGAGUUGCUUUCUGGUAAUAUUCACAAUGCUUUGCAGGGUGUUCAAAUUGACUGGAAAAGAUUCUUAGGGUUGCUGAUGUGGUAUCGUCUGUCGCCUGAGACACCAUUGCCAGAUCUUUUCAAAAAUUAUGAACUCCUCCUCGAUGAAGGUAAAGCUCCAUAUCCUCUUCCAAUUUAUGUAGAUGAAGGACCAGUUGAGGAGGAAAUAGGUGAUACAGAAAAGAACUUUGAUCUCACAUACUAUCUCAUGCUUCUGCAUGCCAACGGGGAGGGUAAAUUUGGCUCUCUGAAGACCAUGUUCACUACUUCAUCUUCAACAUAUGAUCCACUAGACUACCAUAUGAUUUGGCAUCAAAGAGCAGUUCUGGAGGCAGCUGGUGUCUUUACUUCUAAUGAUCUUCAAGUGCUUGACAUGGGAAUUGUUUCCCAGUUAUUGUGCACUGGACAAUGUCAUUGGGCGAUUUAUGUGGUGCUUCACAUGCCACAAUGUGAUGAUUAUCCUUAUCUACAUGCUACUGUAAUUCGGGAAAUUUUGUUUCAGUAUUGUGAAACUUGGAGUUCAGACGAAUCACAAUACCAAUUCAUUCAGAACCUUGAAAUUCCAUCGGAGUGGCUGCAUGAAGCUAUGGCAGUAUAUUUCAAUUACCAUGGGGAUCUGUCAAAGGCCCUUGAGCACUUCCUUGAAUAUAAGCAUUCAGAAGUUUGGAGACUUGCUACUCAUAUGGAGGAACACAAAUCUGAAAUUGAAAACUGGGACUUGGGAGCUGGAAUCUAUAUUUCCUUCUUACAGCUUAAAAGUUCAUUUCAAGAGGAUAACAAUACCAUGAACGAAAAGGAUCCUCUUGAGAGCAAGAAUUCUGAAUGCAGGGGAUUCCUUAGUCAGCUUAAUGAAUCUUUAGAGACUUUGGGCAACAGAUUGCCAACCGAUGCAAGGAUUGCAUACUCAAAGAUGGCCGAGGAGAUAUCCGAGUUGCUGCUCUCAAUAAGUAGUUGGGGAGAAUCACGGGAUGCCCAGUUGAGCUGCUUUGAGACAGUUCUUACGGCUCCCGUCCCUGAAGCUCUUUGUUCAAACCAUCUGCAAGAUGCUGUCUCGCUCUUUACAUGUUAUCUCUCGGAGAUGGCCACUCAAUCCAUCUAGGCUCGAAGCUCUGAGUUUCUCGCAUUCACACCUUGCUUCCUUCACAUGCGUGCCAGGAGUUGGGGCUUAACUUUAGGAUCGCGAUUCCUUGAUUGCCAUGUUUGCUGAUUUUUCCUUUCCUCUCUUCUUGAAUGAGCAAGCUCAUGUUGUGUUCCUGGCACGCAACAUUACCACAUCAUAACCUUUGAAUUUUGUAAUGGCUUGUCAUAUCUCAAAUUGUAAAAAAAGAGAAAUGGUUACUUAACAGGAGGCUACGAAAAUAGGAAUGAAAUUUUUGUAAACAAGAGAAGGCUGCAAAUCAAAAUUGAAUUAUAACGUACAACAUAUAUAAAGUCUUCUCGACACUUUCAGUAUAGUAAACUGAAGUAAGCUGCUUAUAGUAACACGGUCAGAACUUAGCGUAUACU
Messenger RNA from Linum tenue, 3666 nucleotides. NCBI's taxonomy places the organism in Eukaryota, Viridiplantae, Streptophyta, Magnoliopsida, Malpighiales, Linaceae. The record is from the annotation of a GenBank genome assembly.